AUGUGGUUCCUGCUCCUGUAUUUUCAAAUAUCAGCUAUUCAAGGUCUCAAUGUGACUUUGCGUGGAUCCGACAGCCCUUGUAAAGGCCGGCUAGAGGUGUAUCAUGGCGGUAAUAAGCAGUGGGGCUUGGUGUGUCAUUACGGGUGGAUAAAAGAAAAUGGAGAGGUUGUGUGUAAAUCAAUAGGGUGUGGAAAUCAUAUGCACUCUGAUGUAGAAAGGACCCGCUACAAAGAUCCACUUCUACCCCAACAAUAUUGGAUGGAUGAAGUGAAAUGCACAUCUAAAGAAGAGAGCCUUUGGAAUUGCCUAUAUGUUGGCAUAAAUGCAAAAGAAAAGUGCGAUGGAAGUAGUUUUGUUGCUGUUGAAUGCUCUGGAGAAGUUACACUGAGUUUGAAUCUGAACGGGCAGCGUGAUAAAUGUGCUGGUGUGGUGGAGUUCUCGACACCCAACGGCAUCUUUGGGGUCUGUAAUGAUAAAUGGGAUGAAAGUAAAGCAAACCAGAUAUGUCAGGAGCUUGGUUGUGGAGAUCAUCAUUACAUCCCCAAGCUUGGAAUGUUCAAAGGACAACAGAGCAAACAAAAUGUAUUGCUUAAUUGUGUUGGCAAUGAGCAGUACUCUUGGCAGUGUAUGGAGCGGUUCAACUGCCAGGAGCGAGCCAGUGUGAUCUGCAGCAAUCACACCAGGUUCCGUCUACAGAAUGGCAGCAAUGUUUGCUCUGGGUUGGUGGAAGAGAAAACUGUCAAACAAAACUCAUGGAAUCCUCUUCAGCAGACCAACGUGAGGCCUGAAGUCAUCUGUAUGCAAAUGAACUGUGGUUCCACUGGAAACUUUACAAGCGCUAAUGGAACUAACAGACUGACGUGCUCAGACAGCGUGAAACUCCACAACUUCACAACAGAGUGUUUUGGAGAUGUUUCCAUUGAUGUGAAUGGUGCUAACUAUGAAGUGUGCUACAGUGAUCAGUCCCGUGAAGAUAUGGGGGCGGUGGUCUGUCGAGAGCUUGGCUGUGGUGACAUAGUGCUUGUGAAAAAGGGCUCCGUUACUUCUAAUGGUUUGCUGAGUAAUGUUGAUUGUCAGGGCGAAGAGCGGUCACUGUGGCAUUGCCUGGCAAAUCAUGAGAAAAAACGUUGCAAGGGAACCAAAGUUAUAUGUUCAGGCAGCUUGGAUGUACGUUUGAGUGAUGGUCUGGGUGACUGUUCUGGACGUGUAGAGGUGAAAUGGGAAGGCUCAUGGAGGCCCAUUGGCUCUGACAGUACCACUAUGAAUUCAGACGUGGUGUGUCAACAUCUCAACUGUGGUACAUCCAUUCAAAUAAAUAGAGAACUUUUCGUUGAAGGAGAAAAGGAGCCACAGGACUGGCUGUGGAAUGUCAGGUGUAGAAGCUCUUCAGCAAAGCUCCAUGAGUGUUUCGAAAAUACUGACUUGAGGCUACCAUAUCAAAACGAGAAAAACAUUGAAAUCAUUUGCAAAAAGGAAGAACUUAAGUUCUUUGAAGGCAAUUCUCCCUGCGAGGGAAAAUUGUGCAUUGAGCAAUUUGAUGGUAAGACUGAUUGGCUGCCUGCUGAACCAGAGGAAGAGAAUAAGAAAAAAGCCACUGACAUAUGCAAGGCAAUGCAUUGUGGAUCUCUGGUCUUCUUUGAAACGGAGCAAAACACCACACAUGCCAAAGUCACAUGUUCAGGUACACCUCGAGUGGCACUUCAAAACCCACUUGGAGAAAAAUGCUGGGGAAUGGUGAAGGUCUGCGGAGAUGGCAGGUGUGGAGGGGUUUGCAGCAGCACUUGGAGAACAAAUGAAGACUCCAAAAUGAUCUGUGGGAACCUGGGCUGUGGAAAUCCAAUUCAGGCCCAGUUACCACUUCAGAUAAAUAAUCGACCUGCCACUUACCAUAGUGUGUACUGCUCAGAAAAAGUACGAAAUAUGAACAUGUGCAAUUUUAUUCACAACAACAACUCCACCUGCAAAUCCCUAGCCCAAGUGGUAUGCGCAGACAGCGUCAAAGCUAGACUGGAGGAUCCAAGAGACAAAUGCGCUGGAAAAGUGUCACUGUUUUACGCUGGGAAUUGGACACCCAUCUGCCAAGACAGUCUUGAUACAAACCUUAAAAAUGCAAUCUGCAAGGAACUAUUUUGUGGGACGAGCAUAAAGGACACAUAUGAUUUGAUUUCGCUUGAAGAGUCUAAAUCCAGAGGACUAUCAAGAAUUACAUGUCUGGAUAGUGCCAACUCUGUUUCCAAAUGUGACCUCAAAGGGAUUUCAGAGAAAGAAUGUAUUGUUGGCUAUCUGAAAUGCACAGAUUGGGAACGAUUGCUCCUCUAUAAUAAGGAAGGUGAAUGCAGUGGUCCAGUAUAUGGUCUGCGAGAUGGGAACACACAGCAAGUCAGCGGGCUUGGAUGGGGCAGAGAGGAAGGACAAAAGCUGUGCGAGUAUCUACAGUGUGGAAAUUACAUAUCACACUCCACUAUAAUCAAAAACACGAAAGACUGGUGGAAGAAGACCUAUAAUUGCUCAGGGAAGAAUAAUAUUUGGGAAUGCGAGAGCAAUGAUCAGCCCAUCCAGAAUCAGCAGCAGUUAAACAUCCAGUGUGACCGUAAAUCUCCGAACAUUAUGCUCUCAAACAACUGCACAGGCGAGGUGCUCAUAGAUAAAGAGCAUGUUUGUGCAUCCCAGUGGGAUGAUGGGAUGUCCAACAAGUUAUGUGACAGCCUCAAUUGUGGUAAGGCCAUCUACAGCUGGCCCACAGUCUCUGCUAAAAAAAAUCGCAUGCAUUUCAGCUGCACUGGCAAGGAGACACUGGUGUGGCAGUGUGGCUUUAAAAAUGACAGCUGUAAGAACAUCCUCUCUGUGGCCUGCAAAGAUAGUGUUGAAUUCGGCUCUACUGAGAAGUGUGGCGGGAAGCUUGGGAUCAGGUAUAAAGGGCAAUGGGAAUAUGUCUGUGGAAAACUGACUGAGGCUGAUACCAAGAAGGUUUGUGAUGUGCUUAAGUGCAACGAUAGUGGAGAACUACUGCUGGAUGAACAGAAAAUAGCAAAGGAAAUAAAGGUGAAAAUUGAUUGCCCAAAAAACCAUUACAAGAUUUUUCAGUGCAUGCACCAUCUCAAAAAAGAUAAAUGCAGUCAUGGACCUGCUGAAAUCAUAUGUGAAGGAGAGGAGGAUGAAUAUGACAGAAAGACAGGUUCUUCUGGGACAGAAUAUGAUGACAUUGAGGGACAAGCCAAUGGAAUCUCUCCUUCUCAAACCCACCAUGAUGAUGACCUCAACCUCCCUCUCCUUCCCAAGAGACCCGAGAACAUUCUUGAUCAGGACACCUAUGAAUUGGAGAUAGAGAAACAGGAGGACUAUGAUGAUGUCGAGGCUGCAGCCAAUGAAAAUGCAGGGACGAUAUGCACACAAGCACAUGUAGAUGUAGACGUGGAUGAAGGUGCAGAUUCAGAUUUAGAUGCAGGUCUAGUUGCAAAUGCAGAUGCGGUAUUGGUGACCACAGAGGUAGAAGUUCACGCUCCAGCAGAGUAAUGAAGCAGCCAACGUGAGCAAAUUGUUCUUUUAAGUUAAUAUUAAUAAGAUUGUAUGUUCUUAUAUCAGUAGAAUAUUGGGAAGAAAAUAUGGAUGAACAAAUGCUGUUUAAUGAUGCUAGCUCUCAAGAUGUAUAAAAGAAGGGACACAUUUGGAAUAACAAAAUCUUUAAUUAUCGUCACAACAGCGUAUGAACUGAUGGAAAGAGCUAAUUUUUGUGCCGACAAACCAGUCAAACGUUUUGUCAUUCUUUAGGUUUUGAUGUGUAGUUUUGAUCUGUGUGCUUUUAGUCUGUUAAAGCUUAUGAGCAGGCCCACAUGAACUCAGAAAACCUUGAAAUUAAAAUGUAAUAACAGGUUAUCGCUAUCUUGUUCAUUUGAUUUGGUAAUAUCUUUUAAAAAUUUACAAAAUCAAUGCUUUUAAAAUUUUCAAGACCAGGUUACGCAAUGUUAUCACAAACAGGAGGCCAAAGUUCACUUGGUU
Messenger RNA from Sinocyclocheilus grahami, 3996 nucleotides. RefSeq names its product scavenger receptor cysteine-rich type 1 protein M160. Gene Ontology annotation, molecular function: serine-type endopeptidase activity. The transcript is spliced from 15 exons. Lineage: Eukaryota; Metazoa; Chordata; Actinopteri; Cypriniformes; Cyprinidae. Gene Ontology annotation, biological process: zymogen activation. Gene Ontology annotation, cellular component: plasma membrane. The record is from RefSeq and is a predicted model, not a curated record. The coding region runs from base 1 to 3513 and encodes 1170 amino acids.